AUGGCACAAGGAUGGACGCCCCAGCAGAUGCAGCAGAUGCAGCAGAUGCAGCAAAUGCAGCAGAUGCAGCAAAUGCAGCAGAUGCAGCAGAUGCAGCAGCAGAUGCAGCAGAUGCAGCAAGGGCAGCCGAUGCAGCCGAUGAUGAUGCAGCCAAUGCAUACGACCGCUCACCCAGCACAGGCGAAUGGGAUGCAGCAGCCGCCUCAGAUGGCAUAUGGUAUGGGCGCAGGAUCGACUCAAGGUCGAUCAGCCCCACAGCCAGCGCAGGCAUUUGCGGCUGGCCAUGCCGGAAACUUGGCAAACAUGUCUCCGCCCCAAUUCGGCCUCAACCACAGCAGCAUCCACUGCUGGGGCUGCACCGUCAUCGAUGACAACUGUUUCACCGCCUCAUCCGUCAAGCGCGGCGACAACCCAGGUUACGGAUGGUCAUGA
Messenger RNA from Monosiga brevicollis MX1, 432 nucleotides. RefSeq lists its product as uncharacterized. The record is from RefSeq and is a predicted model, not a curated record. NCBI's taxonomy places the organism in Eukaryota, Choanoflagellata, Craspedida, Salpingoecidae. Bases 1 to 432 code for a protein of 143 amino acids. The transcript is spliced from 2 exons.